AACUCAUAACAUCAUGACAUUCGGAUUGUUUUUCUUUUCUACUUCUGUAAAAUAAUGUGAAUCGUUCAUAACAAAAAUCGGAAAAGCCGAAAUACCUUCUCUGAACACAAUCAGAAGGAUUCGAUCUAAAUCCACAUUUGUAUUAAAAUAUACACCAUCUAAAUGGCGUUCACCGGAAGUAUACUUACGUCGAUCGUCCGGUCGCUCUGGAAACCGCAACUUACCGCUGUUCGGUACAGAUAUCAUGCGGAUAAGUUAGCCCGCGGACCACUAGUGAGGCGGUACGGAUAUGAGGAUAAAAUACUUCAACGAGGGCUUCUUCCUCAUCUGGACAAUGGACAGAAGCUGCCAAUGCCCGACUAUAAGCCCAAGAACGCUUGGUGCGAAAAGCGAGCGCUAUUUGGACAAAACGAUUAUAUCGACAUUCUUGGCAAUGAUCGGCUGCAUCCAACCCGCGUUCUAUACUCCGUACCGUCAUGGCUCAGAGGAGUGUCUGGCAAUGAGUAUCAGGUGCUACUGCGGAAACGGAAAAUGCUCAAUCACACCAUCUACCCAGUCGCAAGGCCUACGAAAUGGAGAGAUAUGGAGAAACGCAUAUCAUAUCUGUACCGUUUCCUAAAUCGUAAAACUAAAACUGGAUUUUCUAACGUUUAACGUAUUAUUGUUAGUUCUCACGCUAGUAGCUCUAUAUAGGAACCAAAUAAAACAAAUCUAACCUGUUGGUUUUGUUCAAAA
Anopheles funestus (African malaria mosquito) is the source of this 735-nucleotide messenger RNA. RefSeq names its product 39S ribosomal protein L51, mitochondrial (gene mRpL51). NCBI's taxonomy places the organism in Eukaryota, Metazoa, Arthropoda, Insecta, Diptera, Culicidae. Gene Ontology annotation, cellular component: mitochondrial large ribosomal subunit. The record is from RefSeq and is a predicted model, not a curated record. Gene Ontology annotation, molecular function: structural constituent of ribosome. Gene Ontology annotation, biological process: translation. Bases 163 to 654 code for a protein of 163 amino acids. The transcript has 2 exons.